GGAGGAGGAGGAGGAAGCUGGGCCGGAUUAGACCUACUACCAUAACUAUGCAAUGAUGGAGGAGGAGUGGAGGGGGCAACCUGGCCUUCGGGAAUGCCACAAGGGCUUGAUUUAUGAGCAAUAGGUAGCAGGGGACGUAGCUACACCUCCGCUAUUAUUGACAGGAAGAAGAGGCCGGGCCUUUUGCUUUGUGGACUGACUGGGUUUUGCCCGCCCCGGGCUGGAGUUGUGUGGGAUGAUGUUGCUCAGCCAUCCUCCUCCUCCUGCUGCUGCUGCUGCUGCACAGUAGGCGACUGCUAUGCACUACCCUAAAGUUUGCUCUCCCUAAAACUGUUGUCUAAUAUGACUUCUGCUUCUUCGCUUGAGGAGAAAGAGCUUGAAGAGAGGCUGAGGGAAGCGGCGGCUCUGGGGGACCUGGAGGAGGUGCAGCGCUUGGUCCAGGCUGGAGUGGAUGUCAACUCUCAGAAUGAGAUCAAUGGCUGGACUUGCUUGCAUUGGGCCUGUAAACGUAACCAUGCUCAGGUGGUAUCAUACCUGCUUGAUGCUGGCGCUGAUAAGAACAUUCUCACAGUUAAAGAAGAAAGACCAACUCAGUUAACAUCAAAGAGAGAGAUUAGAAAGAUGCUGGGAGUGGAAGAUGAUGAUGAUGUUCUGGAUGUGAAGAAAGAUUCUACCUUGCCCAUUAUCCCCAAUUACUUGGCUAACCCACCAUUCCCUUAUGUUUAUAACUCCAUGAGUAGCAGCACUACCAGCACCUCAGGUUCCUCUUUGAAUGGAAGAAUUUCCCCUCAUAUGGGACAGCACAAUGAGGACUAUUCUGUUUCUUUACCUCAGAAUCAGGUGUCUGGCACUGCCAUGGUACAACAUGACAGGUCAUCCCCUGUAGAGGCCAAUGGGGAUGCAAUGAAGGCCAUGGCUCUAGAAUGCCCAGAACCUGUACUCCAGAAUGGUCAUGUUCGUCAAAUGCCUCUUCCUCCAGCUAGGACAAUCUCUUCCCCCAGCCUGUCUAAACAGCCUGAAACUCAGCAACCUCGUGGCCCUUAUGCAGGACCUGUUCCAGCAUUUCAGCCCUUUUUCUUCACUGGAGCAUUUCCAUUUAGCAGUAUGCAAGAACUGGUGCUCAAAGUCAGAGUUCAAAAUCGUACUCUCAAAGAGAAUGACUUCAUUGAAAUUGAACUGGACCGACAAGAACUGACUUACAAAGAACUUCUCAGAGUGAGCUGCUGUGAACUAGGGGUUAAUCCAGAACAUGUGGAGAAAAUAAGGAAGCUUCCAAACACCAUAUUAAGGAAGGACAAAGAUGUCUCAAGGCUUCAAGACUUCCAAGAAUUAGAGCUCAUUCUAAUGAUGAGUGAAAAUGACUUCCUGUUCAGAAAUGCUGCACCACCGUUGACUGAAAGGCCUUGUUAUAAUAAGAAAGCAUCAACACUGACUUACUAAUUGUUCACUCAAUAAUACCUGUCACUAAUAUUUAACUAUUAAACCUAGGAUUUUGUAAGGGCUAUAAUCUCAAAUUCUACUUUACAGCAUUAACCUAUUGAGCAUACUUAUUUGGAAGCAUGUUCCUCUAGAAACAGCUAAACAUGUUUCUAGUUAACUGUGCUUGCAUAAUGAUGUCAUAUUUGUAGUGUCUGCCAUUAAUCUUUGAGUGAACUGGCAGUCAAAUAACAUUCUGGGAUAGAAUAUUAAACAGUGACAGAAGAGUUCCUCUCACCAUGCAGCAUUGGUUCUUGCAAGGGUAUUAUUUCUUCCCCAAAUGCUGCAGAGUUAGAAGUCUCAGGGAAAGACUUAAAAUAAACUGUUCUAAUAAUUGCUACUGAUUAAAGAGAGCAGGAACACUUAUAUUGAAGGGCAGAACUUGGGAUCCAUGUAAAGCUUCUAAUAGGACACUUAACAUGCAGAGACUCCCAAAAUGUCUAACUAGAGUUAAAUGUGCAACAUGUAAGGUGGAUAAGCUAUUUUUAUAGAGAGAAGGGAGAGAAUAAAGGUUCUCAGACAAUAGGUACACAGGCACAGAGUAGCAAGAGAAUUCUGAGUUGCACAAAUAGGCCACCCUUUGGGAAGAGCCCCUGUAUAUGUGCAAGCGGGAUCUGUUUUGCCUCAUCUACAUGUCAGGAGGAGCAGGCAGUGUUUUUAGAGGCAAGGUAUGGGUCAAGAGGGAAACCUGGCCUUGCCACUAUUAGGACAAGCUUCCAGUAAGCUUCUGGAAAGUCAUCCCUCUCAGUGGUAUACUGUGGCUUGGGCAGAACUUGAGAGGGAAAGGAAGAUUUCUUGGACUACAAUCCCCUAGCUUGCAUAGCCAGUGGUCACACUGGCUUGGGGAUUCUGGGAGUUGCAGUCAAAAAUGGAACUUUCUCAAACUCUGGCCACAGAAUUGCUGGACAAGACAGCUCCAGCUUUGCCCAGUUCUUUUAGAAGCAAAGCUUGGACUUCUGACAAAAGCACAACAUUUUUUAUUUGGUUGAUUUAAAAAAUAAUUUACCCAAAUUAGCUGUGAUUUCUUCAAAAUGGUGCUCAAACAUUUGAACAUAUUUACUGUAUUAACGCAAACUAUAAAUAUGGUGUUGACCAAAACUCUUAGGAUGUGUAUGUCUGACUUAUGAUUACUUGUCAGUAAACAAUGUAGACUGGUUGGCAGUAUCAGGCAGUGUUUGGGUAUUUCUAUUUUUUGCUUUUCUGUUUCAACUUAUGGGGCUUUCUGAAGGUUGAUUAGGAUGGAUAUUGCAUGAGACAGCCUGAAGCCACAUGUGGACUGAGCACAAUUUUCCUUAGCCUCCAUUCCAGGGGUGAGAAUCAUGCAACUGCCUGGAUAUUGUUGGACUACACCUCCCAGCCUUUCUCACCAUUGGCUAUCCUGAUGGAUUUGCAGCCCAACAACAUUUGGAUGGCUGUGUGCUUCUCCCACCCCUGCCCUAGCUUUUAUACCAUCUGUCCUCCAGUUUUGAAACUAUUACCUAUUUAAGUAAAAUAAUCUAGCAUUUUAAAUAGCAGAUUUACUUUUAAUACUAAGAUAACUAAGCUAAAAUCUUGGAAUUUCUAUGCAUUUUUGACCAACUUGCUUGCAUUUCAUAUAAGCAUGCCCAGCUUUUCAAGUUCUAUAUACAUAAUCUGCUGUCAGGUACUAGAGUAAACAAUCUGGAAAAGCAUGGAACAUAAUAACACUUUUGAAUAAUAAAUAAUAUAUCUAGCUUGCUAAUUUUGGUGCCCACUUGUCAGUGCUUCUAACCUGCAUUUUUGGGCAAGUAUUCAUGAGCCCUGUGAUCCCAGUUAUGAACCAGGGCUUUUUGAAUAACAGCUAUUUCCUCAGAACUAAGUCAGGUCUGAAGUGACUGCUGUGUCUACAAUAAUGCAUUUGGAAAGCAUUCCGAUGGAAUGCUUCCGGAAUGCCAGAACCAUUCAUUCCUAUAAACUUUUUCAGAAAAGGUAUGUGACCAGAAUAAGGAUGUGAAAAAUAUUUAUUAGUAUUCCCAUCCUCAACAGCAAAAAUACAUCCACACAUGCACCUGUUAGAGGAAAAGGUGAACAACAGUAAUAAGAUUUGCACUUCAGGGUUCUGGGGAAAUACAUUUGCACAAAAAAUAUGUACUCUCUCUGUGUCUAUGUGCAUUUACAUGUGUACGCACACACACAUGUGCAGAAAAUGUAUGGAAUUAGUGCAUUUUUGCAAAUUGUGUAAAAUUGUGCAAAUUGUAUAAAUUUACUUCAGAUGUACAAAUAUACUAUUUUCUGCAUUCAUGGACAGAAAUUGUAUUUUUUAUGUUAAAUGCAAUAUUUUUGCAUGAGUGAGUAUAAUCUAUGCAAAGUACAGUCUUCUGCACAAAGUACUGCUUUAAAAAACACCCAGAAAUGUUUUUUGUGCAAAUAAAUUUUCCCAAAUAUCAAGUGCCAGGAAAUUGCAUUGAAAGCCUCAUGUUUUCACGAAUAGGGAGAAAAUAGCAGAAGUUAUACAUUUGGAUGAAAUAAAGAUUUAAAUGCAUAGGUUAGAACAGUAGUUUUUGUUCCGUUUCUGCUAACUGAUCUGAAUGGCCAGCUGGGUGAUUCCAUCCAUCCUAACAGGUGUUCCUGUUGAUAGUGACUGGAACAAAUCCAAAUUGAGGGCUCCUAUGCAGCUACUUAUCUAAAUUAGCAAGCCCCAGUCUACCCAUUGAUUUACAUCUGCAAGAACUAAAAGGAGUCAGAAAUGUCUCCCAGUUGGAGGUGGAGGGAUUUUUCCACUAUGCUCACCGUUUUUAGUUGUCUCCCUCUUCUCCCUGCUGCUUAUGCAAUCAGAGAAGGGGGAAGGAAUCCUUUAGUUCUGGAUUUCCUACAUCAAGUUGAGGUGUACAUGUCUGUGUUUCUGUUAUCUGUGACUAUUGCUCCCAUGACCACUGCCUCCUCAAGAUUGGCUCACUGGCAGAACAGGCUAUUGACCAAGAAUCUGUAGAAUUUAUUCAUACAACAGUAAGGAGGCCGACCUUGUUAGAUCCUGCCCUUUUAUUUUAGACUGUAUGGGGCAAAGUUAAAAGGAGUGCCAGUCUGUGCACUUGCAUUCCAAUUCCAUCUCACUUUGCUUUCCUACUCAAACAGUAUUCUUUCCUCUCUAGGCAGAACUUUUGACAAGUAAAUUCAAUACUAAAUGUCAGUUACUGUCAGUGAUUCAUUAUGAUCACUUGCCUCUAUUAGGUUAGUGCUUGAAAGAUGCAUUGUAGAAUCACUGUGAUUAUUUAAUCACAGAAUGUUAAGAUCAGGGUUUAAAAUCUGAACAAUCCCUUUAUGGAAGGGAGCUCAGAAUUGAUGGCAUUAUUGUGAACAACCACUCUCUAUAUACAGGUUUUGAUUCAGGCAAUAUAUUAAAAAUUAGGGUCUAAAUAACAUGAGGUUUGCCUGGACUACGUAAGGGGAAUUAUUAGUAUUAUUAAAAUACUUGUGCAAGUAUUUAAAUAGAUGUAUAACUUACAGGCAAAGCACUUACAGUAUUUGUCUAAAAUGAACUGUUCAACAACUAAACUGUUGAACAAAUAUAUUUUGUUUUAAGUGAAUUAACUAUUAAAAAAAGUAGUAGCUAAUCUUUAAGUGACAUGAACAGGAGAUCUGAUUGAUCACAGAUGCCAAGACUAAACAGUUGGAGGGUCAUUGUUAUCUCUGGUAACUAGAAAUCAGAGGACACAAAUUAAUUUGUGACAAUCCAAAAUACAGCGUAUAGCUGAAAAGAUGCUCACAACCCAUGUUCAUGUAGACACUGAUUCAAGAUAACCUAAGAUUGUGUAAGCGAGGUCUUACAUGAGAAUGUUAUAUUUAGUCCUCUUGUCACCUGACUUCACUGAGCUAAGAUAUCCAUUUUUCCAGUUCAGGGCCUGAUACACUGACAUGUCUAAUGCCCUAUGAGAUUUUAAUUUUGAAUCCUUGUAGGCCUUAAACUUCAGCAUAGGGCUUUAAAUAUGCAUAAUGUCACAGGAACAAUCUAUUGUUUCUGUUUUUGCAACGCACUUAAACGUGUACCUUAAAUCAGUCUACACCAGUAGUCCCCAAACUUUCAUCUUCUGGAUGUUUUGGACUUUAGCUUGUAGAAUUUCUGACUUUUGGCCAAGCUGACUGGGGCAUCUGGGAGCUGAUAUCCAAAACACCUGGAGGACCAAAGUUUGAGAAACAUUGGUCUACACUGUCAACUGUCCUAAAUAUGAUUGAAUGGAAAACAGGCUCUUGUGCUAUAAGAUUUGGCUUAGAAAUUCCAGCACCUUUGAGGACACUCUUAAAAGAGGACAGCUGUAAUCCAGCACAGAUUCAGUGAGCUGAAGUGUGCUCCUUUCUAUGCCAAAUUGUGAUGGUAAAAUUUUAGGAUUUACAUUCAGAAGCAGAUAUCUGCAGGACUCCAAAAUGUGGGGAAACAGAUGCAGUCUAUUGAUUAGCCAUAAUAUUAAUGAACAAAUUGCAGUUCUGUUGAUCAUACUGCACAGUUGCUGGCAUCUUUCUAUGCACUCAAAGAAAUAUUUUUAUAUUGUGUAACUUAUGCAAUUUAUAACAGAGGAUUUUAUUAGCUUUGCUAACCAAAUUAUUAACUUAAUAACAACAACUGUGUGGUUCUUUCUCUCAUCAGUGGAUAUAAAGGAUUCACAACUUCCUGAAUUACUACAUAAACAAUGUGAAAAUGAAGAAUUAACCAAAUGGCUAAGAUUCUUGUUUCUGAUGUGUUGUAUCCUUUUUAUAAUUAAUAAAAUGCUGUUGCCUUUAAAACUGAAAA
Sceloporus undulatus (fence lizard) is the source of this 6217-nucleotide messenger RNA. RefSeq names its product ankyrin repeat domain 40 (gene ANKRD40). Gene Ontology annotation, molecular function: protein binding. Lineage: Eukaryota; Metazoa; Chordata; Lepidosauria; Squamata; Phrynosomatidae. The record is from RefSeq and is a predicted model, not a curated record. The transcript is spliced from 5 exons. Bases 343 to 1440 code for a protein of 365 amino acids.